AUGGAAGGGGAUGGAGCUAGAAAAGGUUAUGACCGGAUUGAAGGACUUAAGAAACCUAGGGGUUUUGGUGUGUUAAGGGAAAUAAAUGAGGUAAAGCGAUUAGAGUCGCGAGCUAGAAGGAUUAGAGAAGGGGAAAUUUUAGGGUUCUUGGAGUAA
This is a messenger RNA of Dovyalis caffra, 156 nucleotides long. The record is from the annotation of a GenBank genome assembly. Lineage: Eukaryota; Viridiplantae; Streptophyta; Magnoliopsida; Malpighiales; Salicaceae.